This is a messenger RNA of Exophiala bonariae, 1698 nucleotides long. RefSeq lists its product as uncharacterized. Gene Ontology annotation, cellular component: plasma membrane. NCBI's taxonomy places the organism in Eukaryota, Fungi, Ascomycota, Eurotiomycetes, Chaetothyriales, Herpotrichiellaceae. The record is from RefSeq and is a predicted model, not a curated record. Bases 1 to 1698 code for a protein of 565 amino acids. The transcript has 8 exons. Gene Ontology annotation, biological process: transmembrane transport. Gene Ontology annotation, molecular function: transmembrane transporter activity.
AUGGAGAUGAACUAUGAUGAAAACACGCUCCAUCAGCUGGAGGAGGAGCUCCACACGCAAAUCUACCCGGGCACGGAAAUCAUGAGCGACGUCGGCACACACCAUUUCGUCAAGUCAUCAGAUAAAUCCGACCAGGUCUUGGUUCCGCAGCCGAGCGCUGACCCGAAUGAUCCAUUGAACUGGAGUCCCUUCUGGAAAGCCUCGGCCAUGACAAUGGUCACGCUCGUCAGCUUCGCGCAGGGCUUUGGUCCGCUCGCGCUGCCUCCCAUGUUUCCGCAGCUGAUCGAGGCGUUCGAAACCGAUCUCGCUGGCGUCGUACAGUUCGUCGGUGUCUGUAUCCUGGUGCUCGGGUUUAGUAAUUUCCUUUGGGUUCCCAUCCAAACAUCAUUCGGUCGGCGGCCGGUGCUCAUCUUCUCCACACUCAUCUGCCUGGUCUCCAAUAUCUGGCGCGCCGUUGCCAAAGAUUAUAGGAGUUUCAUGGGUGCUUGUAUCCUCAAUGGUAUUGGUGCAGGGCCGGCUGAGACCGCUCAACCCACCGUGAUCGCGGAUGUCAUGUUCCUUCACGAGCGUGGCGGAUAUAACACUCUUUACUUUACAGUGUACUUUGGAAGUUUGAUGGUCGGUCCCAUCAUCGCAGGACCCAUGACUGAGCAUUCAAACUGGCGCAACUUCUGGUGGUUGAACGUUGCUCUGCACGCCGUCAUCCUUAUCGGGCUUUUUUUCCUGUUCCCGGAGACGAAAUGGCACCGGGCACAUCCCAAAGAAUUGGUUCUCCAGAAUGCAACCCAAACAUCGAGCGACGAGAAAGUUCAUUCCGAAAGCCUGGAAGAUCCGGAGAAAGCCAAGGGAGAACCUCUCACUAAGCCAAUAACCGCCACAGCCGCUGAUGCACAAUUGUCCCAACUCACCGAAAGCGCAACCGCCGAACGAGACCCAUACCUCCACAAGGGCACCCCAGCGAAAUGGCAGUUCAAGCUCUGGCAGAACAAUGCACACCCAAUCAAGAGCAUUUUGCUCGAUCUCUGGAUCCCAUGGAAGCUGUUCGCGUUCCCCAUCGUAGAAUGGAGCUCGUUCGUCGUUUCCUGGUCCGCCAGUUCCUUCCUGACCAUCAACUUGACACAAACCCAGAACUUCGCUGCACCGCCAUACAACUUCAGCUCGCAGAGUAUUGGCUUCACGAAUUUCGCCAUUCUCGUCGGUGCUAUCAUCGGUCUCGCGACGAACGGUCGGCUUAGCGAUUGGAUUGCGGCGCGCGCCACAAGGAAGAAUAAAGGUGUCAGAGAACCGGAGAUGAGAUUGCCGACCCUCAUUCCGUACGUGAUCAUCAUGUUGAUUGGAAAUUUCGUCGUGGCUUUCGGAUAUGAGCAUAAAUGGGACUGGAAGGUAAUCGUCAUCGUCGGCUAUGCAUGCGCAGGCAUCCAGGUAGCAGCUAUUCCCGCCAUCGCAUCGACAUACGCCGUAGAUAGCUACAAGCCCGUGGCUGGUAGUAUCUUCGUGGCCAUCACCGUCAACAAGAACCUGUGGGGCUAUGGUUUCAGCAAGUUCAUCACCCCCUGGAUCAUCUCAGCCGGAUACAUCCCUCCCAUCAUGCUCAACAUGUCUCUCAUCUUCCUCUGGUGCGCUUUCGGCAUCUUGUUCUACUUCAUGGGCAAGACUUUCCGCAAAUGGACGAGAAAUGAUUCCGUCCAUAAUUUGUGA